AAAGCAUGUUACUCGAACUAUCAUCCCCUCAUUUUAUGAAAGGAUGACCUUGAAGAAUGUCAGCCAAGGUCCACCACGUCUCAACAGCUGCAGACUUCUCUGCUUCAAGUCAUCUUUAAAAAUAUGGAUUUGUUUAUUCAAAUACUGAUUUUUUUACAGCAAUUUAGCAUAUCUGAGGUUUAAAAAGUUGUGGGCUCUAUCACAACAAUGGAUGUGCAGAUAUUAUGUAAGAAACUGAUAUAUAAAAUUACCUUCUGCACAUACACCACUGAAUUACCAUCUGCUAUAAUACACUAUCCAAUUUGUGUUUUCAAUUAAAAAAACCCCUACUCUACCUAGCCCUUCCUACUAAUUUGAUUCAUGAGCUUCCCUUCUGCAUCUCUCUCAUUCCCCAUUCCUUUUCUGUGAUUGGUCGUAGCAGGGCUCAUGCCUAUUUUAUCUCUGAUUAAUCUGAUUAAGUAAGAACCUGGGAUUGUGAUGUCAGUGCAUUAGCAGAAAGAAGUAAUGCUUCCUGUAGGAAGGAUGGCAAUUUUGACCUUUUAGAAGCAGGUCAUGAUUUGACUGUGAGAUGAAAAUAGAGCAAGACAAGCUGCAGUGACAAUACCAACUCAUUCUCCGGUAGCAUAGUUCAAAGAAAGAUUAUGGCUCGUGGACUGCAGAUAAAAGAUGAAGAAAGUGGCUAUAACAAAAAUCUAUUUUGCAUUCCUAAGCAUUAUGAAGAAGAUUUAGAAAGAGUCUUCAUUCCUCAUGGACUCAUUCUGGACAGGACAGAACGCUUGGCUAGAGAUAUCAUGCAAGAUAUGGGAAGCCACCAUAUUGUUGCACUCUGUGUCCUUAAAGGAGGCUAUAAAUUCUUUGCUGAUUUGCUGGACCACAUAAAAGCACUAAAUCAAAAUGGUGAUAAAUCUGUGCCUAUUACUGUGGAUUUUGUUAGAAUAAAAAGCUACUGUAAUGAUUCACCUGCAGAAAAAAUCAGUAUUGUAGGCGAGGAAUUGUGUACACUAAAUGGGAAGAACGUGUUAGUAGUAGAGGACAUUAUUGAGACUGGUAGAACAAUGAAAGCACUACUUUCAAAACUCAAAGACAAUGAACCAAAGACGGUAAAAGUUGUCAGCCUGCUCGUUAAAAGGACACAUCGAAAUCCAGGUUACAGACCAGACUACAUAGGCUUUGAAAUUCCAGAUAAAUUUGUGGUUGGAUAUGCACUUGAUUACAAUGAAUACUUCAGAGAUCUAAACCACAUCUGCAUUCUGAAAGAGAAAGCCAAAGAGAAGUAUAGGAUCUGAUAACAUCAGUCUUCUGGAACACUAAAAUGUGUGGAUGAAUACUAAUAAGUAAUCUACUAACUGUGCUCUUUUCACUGAAGAACUACAUUUUCUUAAGAUACUAUUCCACAUAUUUUUCCUAGAAUAGUUAUGUAGAACAGUCUAAAGGUGAAUCAGUCCUAUCCAAGUUCCAGUGAAACCUCAACAGAACACUAGCUAUAAAAUGGGUAUUAUAGCCUGCUGGAAUCGCAGGGGGCACAGUUAGGACAUGUACACAUGUAUGCCAUUAUGUUUGGGUUUUAAUUUACUAUAUGAAGUAACACAUUACGCAUGUUGUAUAUAAACUGCACUAUUUUUACAUGUGAGCUUGUGUGUGCAAAUAUGUACACACAACUUUAUGCAACAAAUAGGCUGAAUAAGCAUUUAAGGACCUGAAGUUAAUUAAGUCAACUGCACAAAAUGCAUACAAUGUGGAAAACUCAUUUGCUUCUUUAAUGCAAUAAAAAAAGUAAACAUAGUAAACAAAUCUAAAAAGUAAACACUAAGGUAACUAGACUGAGAUUAGUUCUUGUACAUUCCAUUUAACCUGGGGUGUUGUGCCUUGUUUUUUGCUGGAUCACGUUUAUUGCACCUUUGUGGCGUCACUUGGAAUGCGGGUAACACUGAUUACCAGCUGUUAUGACCAGAUGACAAACCAAUACAGCAGGAAACUACUUCUGCUACUUGUGCAUCCUUAACGAGAAUUGGAAGUUCGAUUUUACUGUCCAGAAACUGCACCAGGCUGGAGGCAGUCUCUGACACUGUUUCCUACUCAAUGAUUAAAUGUACUAAAUGAUUAAAAUAAGCUUCAAGACCUUGGUUUGUUUUGGUUUUAUUCCAUUGUGAAUUAAGAGCACUGA
Messenger RNA from Strigops habroptila (Kakapo), 2164 nucleotides. Its product is annotated as hypoxanthine-guanine phosphoribosyltransferase-like. The record is from RefSeq and is a predicted model, not a curated record. The coding region runs from base 642 to 1286 and encodes 214 amino acids. Lineage: Eukaryota; Metazoa; Chordata; Aves; Psittaciformes; Psittacidae. Gene Ontology annotation, molecular function: magnesium ion binding; hypoxanthine phosphoribosyltransferase activity. Gene Ontology annotation, biological process: GMP salvage; guanine salvage; IMP salvage. The transcript is spliced from 9 exons.